AUGGGGGCAUUAGAGUGGCUAAGAACUCUUGUAGAGACGAAGCCAUGGGACUACUGCAUUGUUUGGCAGUUUGGUGAUGAUCCUUCUAGGUACAUUCAGUGGAUUGGUUGUUGUUGCAAUGGUGGCCCGGGUGUUUGUAGAAAUGUCAAGGAGGAACUUGAUGGAACAAAACAACAUUUUUCUGUAUUAUGCAGAGAUACUUACAUUAAACACUCUUUGAAGACAAAAACUUGUGAGAAAUUAGCCAAGAUUCCUUUUUCUUUGCCACUAUAUUCUGGGAUCCAUGGAGAAGUUGCAAUGUCAGCUCAACCAUCAUGGAGUCAUGAUCCCGUUGGAACUCAAGUUAUAAUUCCUGUCGAUGGUGGUCUGAUUGAGCUCUACAGAUCAAAACAAGUCCCACGAGAUCAAGAAAUGAUAGAGACUCUUAUGGCACAGUUCAAUAUCUUGUCUAAACAUGAACAAUUCCGUGUUGAGGACACGGAAACUGCUGCACAAUCCACGUUGCACCCAAAAACUGAAGGAUCAGCAAAUGGUUCGAACCCUUGGAGUGAAAAUUCAUCACUUGUUUCAGCGGGUUCAGCUCAUGUAUCACCAACUCAUUCCGUUGGUAAGCCGAUAACUUUGUUGGGCUAUGCUAUUUCUGGACAACCAAAAGGAAACACUAAAACUAAGCAGAAAACUGGCAAAGAACAAUACCAAUCUAAGAAUCUUGUGACUGAGAGGAACCGAAGACACCGAAUCAAAGAUGGUCUCUUUGCUUUACGCUCUUUAGUCCCAAAGAUUUCUAAGAUGGACAGGGCUUCCAUAGUUGGAGAUGCAAUCGAGUAUAUAAAGGAGUUGGAAACUAAUGUUCAAGAACUUCAAGAUGAGCUUAAGAGAUUGGAAGACAAUGAUUCCAAAUCUCAUGAAGAUGAAGUAGAGGUCUGCAAACCAAAAAGAGAAUAUGAACACUCACCUACAAAUGGGCAUGAUCUUGUUUCAAUAGCUUUGGACAGCAAAAAAGAGGUUCAAGUGGAAGUACACCAAAUUGGGGCUAAAGAUUUCUUGAUUAAACUAGUUUGCGGGCAAAAGCGAGGGGGUUUUCUGAGGAUUAUGGAGACUGUCGAUUCGUUGGGACUUCAAGUACUCGAUGCCAAUGUUGCUACUUGUAAUGGCAGAGUCUUGAACGUUCUCAAAGUAGAGGCAAAAGGGAAAGACGUCAUGGCCAAGAGUUUGAAAGAUUCGUUGCUAAAUAGUUGGCUGUCGUGA
This is a messenger RNA of Cynara cardunculus var. scolymus (artichoke), 1248 nucleotides long. Its product is annotated as transcription factor ABORTED MICROSPORES-like. Gene Ontology annotation, biological process: regulation of DNA-templated transcription. The record is from RefSeq and is a predicted model, not a curated record. The transcript is spliced from 8 exons. Gene Ontology annotation, molecular function: sequence-specific DNA binding; DNA-binding transcription factor activity; protein dimerization activity. Gene Ontology annotation, cellular component: nucleus. NCBI's taxonomy places the organism in Eukaryota, Viridiplantae, Streptophyta, Magnoliopsida, Asterales, Asteraceae. The coding region runs from base 1 to 1248 and encodes 415 amino acids.